Molecule: messenger RNA, 189 nt
Organism: Cokeromyces recurvatus
Lineage: Eukaryota; Fungi; Mucoromycota; Mucoromycetes; Mucorales; Mucoraceae
Exons: 1
Source: RefSeq, a predicted model, not a curated record
AUAUAUCGUAGACCACAAAUACCAGAAACGAUUAUCAAGCCUAUGCCAUUCCUUCUAAAUCAUCUACUUAGUAAGAAGUAUCGGACUAUCCACUCUAUUACUUCUUGGCAAAUAUGCUGGUUUUAUAUCUAUUUUAUCUUACAUGAACUUGAUUACUUUUUCUACAGCAAGCCGAUCCUCCUCCCUCCU